AUGACAUCUCUGAGGCUCGUCUUCUUCCACCUGACAUGUUUGUUCUUGGGGAUAAUGGCUCAAACAGCUGCUCGGGUUUCCUCGUCUUUUUAUCCAGACAGAGGUUUUUUAUCAGUGAAAACUGGGGACAACUUGACUCUGACAUGUUCCUAUAAUGCUGAUGUUGUUGCAAGGCUUUACUGGUAUAAACAACCCCUGGGACAGAAACUACAGCUCAUCGCCACCACGUUCAAGUUUGAUAAAAAUGGCACUUUUUACGGUGAAUUCAACAACAACCCGCGCUUCACACUGGAUACAGGGGAUGGUAAAAAUCACUUAAAAAUCUCAGAUCUGCGUAUUUCAGAUACCGCCACUUACAACUGCAUGAGUAGUUUUUUAAACACGUUAGGAAUUUCAGAGAGUAUUGCUGUCAGUGUGAUGGGUUCAGCUUGGGUCCAUCAGUCAGCAUCUGGGAUCAUCCAGCCAGGAGGCUCCGUGACUCUGAACUGUACAGUACACACUGGGACCUGUGAUGGAGAACACAGUGUUUAUUGGUUCAAACGCUCUCAAGAAUCUCAUCCAGGACUCAUUUACACCCAUGGAGGCAGGAAUGAUCAGUGUGAGAGGAAAGACAACACACAAACACACACCUGUGUCUACAACUUGCCAAUGAAGAGCCUGAAUCUUUCUCAUGCUGGGAUCUACUACUGUGCUGUUGCCUCAUGUGGACACAUACUGUUUGGAGACGGGACAAAAGUGGACUUGCAAGACAAUGUGGACUCUCCUGUCUUGGUGUAUUUCUUGAGUGGAGCUUUGACACUCACCACCAUCCUGGUAGUUUUACUGGCUCUCUCUUUGUUCAAGAUGAGGAAGGGAAACACUUAUCAGUCCACAGAGUCUCAAGGAAGAUCAUCUGCUCCCUCCACAACAAAUGCAGAGGGUCAUGGAGAUGCAGAUAACGUCCAUUAUGCUGCUUUAAGCGUCAAGCUGCCCAACAGGUCAAGAAGACAGAGGAAGAACACCGACAGUGAAUGUGUGUACUCCAGUGUGAAGCUCUAGAACUGGACCUGUUUCAGCAAAUACUCCUUCAUGGCCGUGUUGGUACACAGGAAUGCCAUGGGAGCAUCUCCUAGCGAGGACAAUUUGACCUGUAAUACUGACGCCUCUUUUAUCUCUGGAAUAUUAAAUUGAUAUGGCAGAGAGAAUGUGCAGUCUCAAUUCGCAAUGCAUUGCUUUCUGGUAGAACAUGUUUUCCUCCAACCAUAGCCAUCAGGACACCUACUCAUGUUACAAUAUCUGCUUGUUCUGGCUGACAAUUCUAUGUUGCUUGAUGUAAAAACAACAUUGUGCUGCA
Acanthopagrus latus (yellowfin seabream) is the source of this 1333-nucleotide messenger RNA. Its product is annotated as V-set and immunoglobulin domain-containing protein 1-like. The record is from RefSeq and is a predicted model, not a curated record. NCBI's taxonomy places the organism in Eukaryota, Metazoa, Chordata, Actinopteri, Spariformes, Sparidae. The coding region runs from base 1 to 1038 and encodes 345 amino acids. Gene Ontology annotation, biological process: response to bacterium. The transcript has 5 exons.